AUGUUGUCGCGGCGGCGUCCACAUCGCUCCCAAGUUUCACGCGGCGCGCACGGCGACUGCACCAUGUUCUCCUCCGAAGGCAUGACGUGCCCUCCGAACUCCGACGUGGCCGCGGCUUGCGGUCACCGGCGAUGGUCCAGCGGCUUGAUCGGUUGCGCGCUUCUCGCUUCCGAAGCGGCGGCCCACGUUGCCAGGCUGUGCCGGUCCAACCCGCGACUGCUGUCCAUGUUGGUCCAGGAGAAGUGUGGCGACGACGCCAAUAGCAGUCGGUUCGCGCACGACUUCAAGACGCUGGCCGACGUGCUGGUGCAGCGAGUGGUCUCCAAACGCAUCGGAAGACAGUUUCCAGAACUCGAAGGGAACGUGUAUGGCGAAGAAAACGAUACAAUACAAAACAAUAAAGGUCAAGACGUCACCAUACAAGUCGGAGAAACGGUAGAAGAGACGUUGCAGUGUUUGACGAAAGCUCUGGGUGACGAUUUGGACUCGGCCAAGAGCUUAGCCGAAGCUGCUCACAAGGAGUUCGAAUCGAAAGAUCUCAACGUCGACUGUUAUCCGGCCGAAGAGGAAAAUCUCGAUUUGGAGAAAAUCGGAAUAUGGAUCGAUCCCAUUGAUUCAACAAACGAAUAUAUAAAUGGAAAUAUCGAUACCAUAAACGAAUACGGAUUCCACUCCAGCGGACUUCACUGUGUUACAAUCAAUAUUGGUUUGUUCGACAAGCACAGCGGAAAACCUAUUGCCGGUGUCAUCAAUCAGCCGUUUUUCGAAUUCGACGCCGUCAAAGGGUGGAGUGGAAGAUGUUACUGGGCUUAUUGCGACGGACAGAAAAGUUUAAACUCGUUGCCAGAAUUCAUUAGCUGCAAUCAGGAGUUGGUGGUGACCAGCAACAGCGAGACGGACGCGGCCAAGGAGGUGCUACGGCGGUCCGGUUACACGGUGGCCACGGCGUCCGGGGCUGGUUACAAGAUGCUGUGCGUGGCGCUGGGCGUCGUCAAGUGCUACGCGCUGACCAAGGACUCGACGUACGCGUGGGACACGUGCGCCGCGCACGCAAUGCUAGCGUCGCAGGGGGGCACGGCCUGCCACUGCCACACGGCCGACGGGCCACUGACUUAUCGGCCCAAGACCGCUGGCGGCGGACGGGCCCACUGCAACGCGGCCGGUGUGAUCGCUUCGCGCGACCCGCAAACCGUCGACAGGGUGCACGCGCUCCUGUCACCGCUGCACCUGCACUGCAGCAGCAGUUGA
Macrosiphum euphorbiae (potato aphid) is the source of this 1248-nucleotide messenger RNA. The record is from the annotation of a GenBank genome assembly. NCBI's taxonomy places the organism in Eukaryota, Metazoa, Arthropoda, Insecta, Hemiptera, Aphididae.